This is a messenger RNA of Malaya genurostris, 3497 nucleotides long. Its product is annotated as F-box only protein 33. The record is from RefSeq and is a predicted model, not a curated record. Gene Ontology annotation, biological process: SCF-dependent proteasomal ubiquitin-dependent protein catabolic process; positive regulation of protein ubiquitination. Bases 256 to 1611 code for a protein of 451 amino acids. The transcript is spliced from 10 exons. Gene Ontology annotation, cellular component: SCF ubiquitin ligase complex. Lineage: Eukaryota; Metazoa; Arthropoda; Insecta; Diptera; Culicidae. Gene Ontology annotation, molecular function: protein binding.
UGCUUAAAAAGAUGACUGAACAUAGCAAAAAAACAAAAACAAAUAGGUCAUUUUGCUAAUCAUUGAUUAAAAAAGUCGAAAUAACGCAAAUAAACGCUUUUACAACAUUGUUUUAAUUAUCCACUAUCUCGAUACGCAAAAAGAAAGUACCAGCACAGCACAAACAGAAACUGAAAUCAGCUGAGAAAGAGCAGAUAUUACUGCGAAGAACACCGCGCGGAAUCAAUAUCAUUUGUUGUAUAUUGAAACAGUGCAAUGAGUAGAAGCCCAAAUUGGGGCGAACUCCCAGCCCUUAUACUCACCAAUUUGUAUCAGUAUUUAAACAGUCACGAUCGUCUUCAAUCUUCGUCAGUAUGCUGGCAUUGGCGAUCCGCCAUCUUCCAGCCAAGGUUCUUUAAAGAUAUACAUUUUGAUGUUGCACGGGAAAACAACAAGAAAAACAAUUUUCUUCUGCAGUCACUAGCUCACAUCGUCAGUGAAGCGAAAAUUUCUUUCGAUUCGUGUAAUCUUUACGAUGUUGAGCUGACGACGGAAAUCCUUUACAAGCUAAGUAAGAGCUCGUGUCUAGUAAGUUUGUCAUUACGCCCAAAGUAUGCAACUCUGGUCACUCCAGGGCCUUUCUAUUCCGAAGAAGAGUGGAAUUAUAUUUAUAAGUUAUUUGUAGAGCCCAUCAAGACUUUACUAAAUCGCCAAAAUCCACCGCUCAAGGGUUUAGACUUAGGAUGUUCAGAAAUAUUAUCCCUGCAUGGCACCGAUUUUUUGAAUAGUUGCCUUCGACCUCAGUUUCUAAAACAUUUGAGCUUCGCUUCGGUUAAACAGGACCCCAGUCACUAUGCACUGAGCAUGAUCGAACCGAACCUGUUUGAAAAAUGUAAUGCAUUGCAACAUCUAUCGCUGGAUUACGACAUCAUGUGCGAUGACUUUUUGCAAACACUACAGCUUUUACCGCUCCGGCAGUUAGUCAUACACGUACACGGUGUCGACGAGGACCAUCCCGGAGUAUCGGAAGCGGCCUGGAGCAAUUUCCGAGCUAGCAAUCCACAGGCAGAACUGCACUUGACGCUGGUGUGCGCCUACGAAGCAGUUGACAUUUUGCACAGCCACAUCCUGCGUCCUUCGAUGCCAUUGUCUCACCUGAAGGUUUUGUUUUGCGACAGGAUCAACUGUGAUGCAUUGGAAUAUCUCUCUCGCUAUUACAAAGAAUCGUUAAAGAGCAUGAUUUGGGUGGAUUCGAUGCGUAUCCAAGAGUAUCGUAACAUCAUGGAACUGGUGCUACGGACCGAGCAAGACCCACUUGUUAUGAUGGCCUGGCGAUGCAAGAAGUUGGAGGAAAUCGUUAUCCACGGUUAUGUGUUGGAUCCGCAUAAUCUGGUUGGAAUAUCGCGUUUGCGGGGUAAAGAUCUGAAGAUACUUGAAGUUUCCCGUAUCGAUUUGUCAAUGCCAUCAGUCAUGAUGACACCGUUCAUAGAGGAAAUCAGUACCCAACUGGGACAAAAGUGGGCCCCGUUAGAUCCAAAAACGUUGCCAGCUGCGCUUGGAUUCUAUCCCGUUUCAGACGAGGUACGUGAUCAAUACAUCCUCCGUUACAUCCGCAACGGUUUCACACCAUGAACGUGUAAGUACCUAUGCUAAGCUAUUUGAUUACAAACAGCUCGGGUCAUAGCUUGAAGGGAAAAAAAAGGAUUACUUGCCGAGAAAUAGUACACACAAACACUUGAGAGCAAACGAAAGAUCAGUUUCUGGUGUAUUUUAUGAGUGCUUUGAAAUACGAGUAAACCAAGUCAUCAAAAAAGGCAAGCGAAACGCAUCGAACAUAUGAUCAAAUAUGGAAAUGUACUCAACCAUGAAUUGUCCUGUAGCUGGAAGAGUCUAGUUUGAAGAAAAAAAAACGGUAUACUUACAACAGGAUCUAGUGCAAUUUAUUAGGAAAACAAGUCCGCAAACGCGAUUAGUGAGAAUGAGUCUAUAUAUAGUCGAAAAACUACGCCACCAGCUAACCCUAUUCUAGAUGAAUUUAUUUAGAGCAAAAAGAGACUUGUUAGCGAAAUAUGGAACGUGUUAAGAAUACAACAGUACGACCCCUGGAAACCACAAAAAAAACAGUGCCACAAACAAGGGAUGAUAUCGAUAGGCAUGCCAAUACACAACAAGAAGAAAACCAUUCGAAUGCGUGAACACCACACUCUAGCCCCUAGAACCGAUAAGAUAAGAAAAACAUCAACGGAACUGUGAUUUAUUUUCCUUCGUUUAUAUUAUUUAUGUGUUAUAUUCCGAAUUUUUUGAAUUUCUGCCUAUUUAUACAUAUACAAACAAACAAACAAACACACAAGAAAUAAGACCCACAAUUACACUUCCUUUGCCUUCAUCAUAUUUAUUGGAUAGUUUAUAUUAAAUGUGAUAAGUUGUGAUUGUUACAAUUUGGUUCAGAUGCGACUCAUGCUUGUUUGGAAAACCUGUAGACUUUCCAUCCUAGGAUUACAGGAAUCGACGGCCACACAAUAGGAACUUUAACUUCUCAAGAACAUAUUUGCAUUGUUUUCGCUUAUGUGUAUUUUUAUUCUAAACAAUAUAUUCAUAAUUAUCUUCUUUUAUCUACUUUGCCUUUGUAAUCAUAGUCGGUUCAUAUUGAUAUUACUAGUAUCGUGAUUGUUUUUGAAAAAUUGUUUUAUACACGGAGAUUCAAUUCAAACUGAAUCCCUUUCUAAACUCCCUUAAAGUGAUCAUCUGAACCUUUAUAUAAUAUACAAUAUAAAUUCAGUUUCCUAGUUGUAUUGUAGAACGAACGAUAUCAAGCACCCGCCAAUAAUUGCAUCUGAAUCAUUUUCAAUUUAUUCGUUUUCGCAGUGGUAAGCAGAAAUGUUAGUACCGGUGUUUGUUUUGGCGUUUAAAAUUGACAAUCUAAUGUCAGUUGAGGUCACAGUUGUUAGAAGAACAUUGCGUAAAUCUGAGAAUCACCCAACACGUUCUGUGAAACAUAAACUUUAUCUCUAACCUAGUAGCGGCCCUUACACGAUCAUUAAAAGUAGUGACACUUUUAAUGCUCGUGUAAGGUCUGCGAGUUCAGUAAUGACACGAGUAAUGAUGGAAUUCCGGAUUUUCCAUCAUUAGCGGCCCUUACACGAUCAUUAAAAGUGUCAUUACUAAGUAAUGACACUUUUGCUCAAACGCUCGUCUUUACUGCAUUACUGUACAUCAUUACUUUUUAGCAUUACACGUUCAUUAUUAAUGAUGAGUAUUUGUAACUACUCCAGCAAUAGCAAUAUUUUUAUUUUCGUUUAGCUGAAAAUAAAUUUGAUUUGCCAUUGAAACGUUAAGGUUAAUGAAAUAUUAACCAUUUAAAUCUACACUUUGUCAUUUUUUUGCGUAUAGUUCUAAAGAUAUUCAGCACUUCCACAAAAAAAAAUAAGAAGAAGAAAUAAUGUUGGUAAUGAUGGAAAAUCCGGAAUUCCAUCAUUACUCGUGUCAUUACUGAACUCGUAGACCUUACACGAUCAUUA